AUGGCACCAUCUGCACCGCAAUUCCUUCGCAAGCGUGCUAGCAGCAACAGCCUUGCGACGAGCAAAUUUCGCAGCUCGGUCGCUUCAUUGACCAGCAGGGCUUCCCGAGACCGUUUCGAUUCUUGGCCUUCUUCUCCCCUCUCUGCAGGUCCUCCUUCUCCAUCGCUCAGCCGCAAAGAAUCGGCUACGCCCGUCAGUGUCUCAGCUGUGGAACUAUUCGGAGGUGCGCCGCUGCAAACCACCCUCAGUCCCAUCGGAGGCGCUUCCGACUUGGAUCCCGACUUCGGCUCUUCCUACGAGGGACCAGCUGCACACUACUUUCCAUCGGAGCGGGCCGCUGACUCCUCUCCCGCUGCUGCUUCGUCCACAACCGGAUCGUCCACUGCUGCCUCCUCGAUCCCUCAAGUCGCAGUGCAGCAGAGCGCUCCACCCGAAAUUACAGUGAUGAACUCGGCUUAUCACAAGACCAACGCGCAAGAAGGCGCUUGGCUCGGUGGUGCGGCAGAUCACAGCAAUGUCAGCCCCCAUCGCCUGAGCCCUGGCGUUCCCAAUGUCACCGAUCUCGGCACCUCGCCCGACAAUCGAUCCGACAUGUCGAAUGAAGCUCAGUUCCAUCACAAUGAUGCACUCAACGACGCCUUCUCGGAUGUCUCGGCGACAGGCUACGAGAACACUCACCUGUAUACAGAUGGCGUCAGCAUGUCCGAUCUUGAUCACCUGGAUGCGCGUCCCUCCAACCAGUCAAAAGCGUACGAAGUCUCUUCAGCCCUUGCAACACCAACACUAGCCGAACACGCUGUUUACGAAGAUGCUAGAGGCUACGUCAAUGCAGCAGACGCAUCCUCUACCGAUGUCGGCUCCACGGCUCGCUACAGCACCCAAAGCGCAUCUUCGCAUCCCGGCAUGACCAACUCCAGCAGCUUUGCGGACAGCAUCAUUCCUUCUGGCAACACAACAAGCACCUUCAACCAGCUGCCCACCGCCAGUCUAUCCACCCGCGAUGCCGCUGCCAUGGCACCCAACAAUGGCCCGACCAUGGAAGAGAUCGUCCCCACCAGCUUCGACGAAGGCGUUCUCCGCUCCCUUUGCGACAUCGACUGCGGCAUGCCUCUUCUCUUCGACCGCAUCAAGCAGAGCAUGGUUUCGGCCAGAGAAGCGUCCGUCUUCCUCAAGAAACGCGCCAUUAUCGAGGAAGAAUACGCGCGCAGCAUGGUCAAGCUCGCGCGCUCCACCUUUGAGACCUAUUCGCUCAGCGACGCCAAGGCGGGUUCGUUCGUCAAGUCGUGGCAUUCCAUCGUCAAGACGCACGAGACGCUCGCCGACAACCGCCUGCGAUUCGCGACCAAACUCAACGAGAUGAGCGAUGAGCUGUCCAACUUGGCCAAGGAGGUGGACAAGAGUCGCAAGCAGGCGAGGGAGACGGGAUCGCGGUUGGAGAAGAACCUGCAGGAUGCCGAGGCAGGGGUGGAGAAGGCGAGAGGUCGGUUCGAUACGGCGGCAGAGGAUCUGGAGCGGUUGCUGCUGAUGAAGUCGGGCGAGUCGGCCAAGUCCGGUGAGAUUCAGUCGAGCGGCGGUGGCGGUGUCAGCAGCGGCAAGCGCACGCUCGGAAAAGCAAUCGGGAAAAGCGGGUUGCUGUUCAAGAACAAGAACCCGCAACAAAUUCUCAAGCAGGAGGAGGAGAUCCGCGCGCGAACAAGCACAGCCAGCGACGCCUUCCGCAGAGAGGUGCUGAGCACCCAAGGCGUGCGCCAAGAGUAUUUCAACCUCCAACUACCUCGCAUCCUGCGCACGCUCAAGGAGAAUGCCGAAGAGAUCGAUAACGGAACGCAGUACCACCUGGCGCGGUACGCUUUCCUAUUCGAGAGCACAGUGCUCAACGACGGCAUGGCGAUCUCGCCGGCUGGCGCUGAUGUUACUGCCAGCAGCGGUCUAAAGGGUGCCGUGGAGACCAUCGACAACCGCGCGGAUUUCAAGCAGUACAUGGCCAACUACCAAGUCGCGCACGGUCGCGACUACAAGGGACCGCGCCGAGAAGGACCCUACGAAGAAGGCUUCCUCACCGCCCCUGGCUCCGCGAAACCUGCCGCCGCUGCGGGUACGCUUCCUCGCACACCCACCGCGUCGGACCGCCCAAUCUUCGGCAUCGAUCUAGCCGAGCAGAUGGCGAGGGACGUAGUCGAAAUUCCGCCCAUCCUCGAAAAGUGCGCUUCAGCGAUCGAAGAUAUCGGCAUCGAGAACAUGGGCAUCUACCGUCUCUCGGGCACGACCUCCAAAGUACAACGGCUGAAAGCCAAAUUCGAUCAGGACUGGUCCGCUGUCGAUCUGACGGAGGACGAAGCGCUGCAAGACAUCAACAUUGUGGCAGGGUGUCUCAAGCUCUGGUUCCGCGAGCUACCGGAACCGUUGCUGACGCACGAGCUCUACGCCGGGUUCAUCGAGGCUGCCAAGAUCGACAACGAUCGAUUGCGACACAUCCGCCUGCACGAACGCGUCAACGAGCUACCCGAUGCCAACUAUGCCACGCUGAAAUACCUCAUGGGGCACUUGGACAGGGUCAAGAGCCUGGAGCAUCUCAACCAGAUGAGCGCGAGCAAUCUGGCCAUUGUUUUUGGUCCAACGCUGCUCAGCCCCCCAACGAUGGGAGAGGAUGGGUUGGGGAAUGGCAUUCAGAUCCACGAUAUGAGCUUCCAGUGUCGUGCGGUCGAGACGAUUCUGGACAAGUACAGGGAGAUCUUUGUCGACGAGGGAGAGGAGUAG
This is a messenger RNA of Kalmanozyma brasiliensis GHG001, 2757 nucleotides long. Its product is annotated as FCH domain protein. Lineage: Eukaryota; Fungi; Basidiomycota; Ustilaginomycetes; Ustilaginales. Bases 1 to 2757 code for a protein of 918 amino acids. Gene Ontology annotation, biological process: regulation of GTPase activity; signal transduction. The record is from RefSeq and is a predicted model, not a curated record. Gene Ontology annotation, cellular component: cytoplasm. The transcript has a single exon.